UGUUUGCACUCCCAAAUUCACCUUUCAUGUUUUAAAUUCUGCUCUGAUGCAUAAACCCUAGCCUUCUCUCUAUUUCAUCCGAUUAAAUCACAAUCUGAAAAAUACUUCAUACUCAUACAUCGUGCACGCAUAUACAAUAACAAUCGACGGAGAUGCCGAUAUUUCUAUCGGACGAAGAGUUCUCGCGGUGUUCGCACGACGGAGCUCUCGUGGCGGAGAAGGCGGACUCGUAUAUUAGGGAUUUGUUUAAUCAAUUAGAAACCGUUAAGGCUCAGGCUGAUGCGGCAUCUAUUACGGCGGAACAGACUUGUUCUAUGCUUGAACAGAAGUAUGUUUCACUCUCCGGUGAGUUUAGUGCGCUCCAGUCUCAGAACGAGCAGCUCAACGCUUCUCUCGAUCAGCGCCUUGCAGAGAUUGCGCAGCUUCAGGCUGAGAAGCGCCAGACUUAUAUGCAAUCGAUUGAGAAGGAUGGAGAGAUCGAGAGGCUGAAUACUGAAGCGUCGGAGUUUCAUAAAUCGAAGAGACAGUUGCUGGAAUUGUUGGAACAGAAGGAUAUUGAGAUUAGUGAGAAAAAUGUCACGAUGAAGAGCUACCUUGAUAAGAUUGUAAAUUUGACUGAAAAUGCUGCCACAAGGGAAGCCAAAAUGUGUGAAGCUGAAGCAGAGGUGGCACGCUCUGCUGCUCAUUGCUCACGUCUUUUACAGGAGAAAGAGCUUAUAGAAAGACAUAAUGUCUGGCUUAAUGAUGAGCUGACCGCAAAAAUUAAUAGUUUUAACGAGCUCCGUCGAGCACAUAAUGAGUUGGAGGCUGAUAUGUCUUCCAAGCUUGCAGAUGCUGAAAAACAGUACAAUCAAAGUCUAAGCACUUUGGAGCGCAAGCAAGACAGGGUUAAAGACCUGGAGUCACAGCUGAAAUCUUUGCAAGAGGAUUUGUGUUCUACAAAGGAAGAGGCAGCAUCUGCUGAAAAGGGAUUUCAGGCGGAAGUAUCUACGUUAACCAAGCUUGUUGAUUUAUAUAAAGAAAGCGUAGAUGAAUGGUCUAAAAAGGCUGGAGAGCUCGAGGCUGUGAUCAAGGCUUUGGAGAUACAUUCUAGUCAAGUUGAAAAUGAUUAUAAAGAAAAGCUUGACAAUGAAGUUUCGGCUAAGAAAGAGUUGGAGAAGGAAGUUGCAUCUUUGAAGGAGAAGCUUAACAAGUGUGAAGUGCAGCUGGAAAGUGCUAGGAGUGCAAGUGAGAUGAAUCUUAUAAUAUCUGGAGCUGAAAACCAAAAAAUUUGGGUUGGCAGAGAAGAAACAAGUGGCAGAGCUGAGGAUAAUCUUAUGCUGGUGCCCUCUAUUCCUGCAGGAGUUUCAGGAACUGCAUUAGCAGCUUCGCUUCUUCGAGAUGGAUGGAGUCUAGCUAAAAUGUAUGCAAAAUAUCAAGAAGCUGUUGAUGCGUUACGGCAUGAGGAACUGGGUAGGAAGGAAGCACAGGCGAUAAUGGAGCGGGUCCUUUAUGAGAUUGAAGAGAAAGCUGGUCUAAUCCUAGAUGAGCGGGCGGAACAUGAGAGAUUGAUGGAGGCUUACUCUGCAGUUAACCAAAAAUUGCAGCAUUCCCAAUCAGAACAAAAUAAUUUAGAGAAGACAAUCUUGGAUUUGAAGGCUGAUCUGAAGAGGCGUGAGCGCGAUUUUGUCGUUUCACAGAAGGAAGUUUCCGACCUUCAGAAACAGGUGGCGGUUCUCCUAAAAGAAUGUCGUGACAUACAGCUUCGAUGUGGGUCUGUCAACCAUGACAUUGAUGGUGAUGCCAUCAAUGCUUCUUUUAAUCAGCUAAUAGCCGAAUCUGAUGCUCAAAGGGUUAUAUCUGAACGUCUGGUGACUUUUAAGGAUAUGAAUGGCUUGGUUGAACAGAAUACCCAGCUGCGAAGCCUUGUUCGUAGGCUUUCAGACCAGAUUGAGAAUCGAGAAGCAGAGCUAAAGGAAAACUUUCAGGAGGAACUUCAAAAACGUUCAGCUGAAGCUGCCUCUAGAGUUGAUGCAGUAUUAGCUAGAGCUGAAGAGCAACAGCUGAUGAUAGAGUCUCUUCAUGGUUCGGUUGCUUUGUAUAAGAAGUUAUAUGAGGAUGAACAGAAGCAUCACUCUUCAUCUCCUAGCUCACCAGAAGCUCUUCCUGUCUCAGAAAGUCGAAGGAAUGGUGUCAGGCUUCUACAGGAAAGCUCACAGGAAGCUGUGAGAAAAGUUCAUGAGCAGGCAUCUGCACGGGUGAGGAGUCUUGAAGAAGACUUGGCAAAACUGAGGAGUGAGCUUGUAACACUAAGAAUGGAGAGGGACAAAAUGGGUUUAGAAGCAAAAUUUGCACAGGAAAAACUUCAUGGAUCUAUGAAAGAGUUUCAGCACCAGAGAGCUGAUAUGGAUAACCUUAUUUCAAGAAAUAUUGAGUUCCAACGACUGUUAGUCGACUAUCAACAGAAAGUGCGUGAAAGUUCAGAUUCUAUACAGGCUUCUGAAGAACUGUCAAGAAAGUUGUCUAUGGAGGUAUCUGUCUUGAAACAAGAAAAGGAAACUUUGUUAAACUCUGAAAAGAGAGCUUCAGAUGAAGUUCGUAGUUUGUCAGAAAGGAUUCAGCGAUUACAGGUUACUCUGGAAACUAUUCAAAGUGCGGAAGAAGUUCGUGAGGAAGCCAGAGCCAGUGAGAGGAGAAAGCAAGAGGAGUAUAUUAAAAGAAUCGAGAGAGAAUGGGCUGAGGCAAAGAAAGAUCUCCAGCAAGAGCGUGAUAAUGCUCGCACUCUAAGACUUGAAAGAGAAGGUUCUUUAAGCAGUGCCAUGAAACAAGUGGAAGACAUGGGCAAAGAAUUGGCCAAUGCCUUGCAUGCUGUAGCUACAGCUGAGUCUAAGGCUGCUGUUGCCGAGGCCCGACUUUCUGAUCUGGAGAAGAGGAUCAAAAGUUCAGAAAUUAAGGUCACUGCAACUGAUGGACACUUCCGAGAUUCAUCUGAUGAGCAGGCUGUUGCCGACUUGCAGUCUGCAAGAGAGGAGAUUGUCAAGCUGAAAGAAGAAGUGCAGUCUAGCAGAGACCAUAUGUUACAGUAUAAAGGAAUAGCACAGGUGAAUGAAUCUGCUCUUAAACAGAUGGAAGCUGCUCAUGAGAACUUUAAAGUAGAGGCGGAUAAACUAAAGAAAGCUCUCGAGUCAGAGAUCUUAUCGCUCCAGGAAAGGGUUUAUGAACUUGAGGCUGAGUGUAAUACAAAGAGAAAUGAAGCCGCAUCUGCAGCUGCAAGGCAAGAAGAAGUUUAUACUUCUUCAAUGUCUGAAGUUGCCCUGCUAAAGGAAGAAAAUUCAUCAAAAAUGUCUCAAAUUACGAUUUUAGAGGCACAGCUAUUGGCUAUGAAGGAUAGUCUGGAGGAGCAGCAGCAGAAGUGGCGUACGUCUCAGAACAAUUAUGAAAGACAGGUUAUACUGCAAUCAGAGACUAUACAAGAGUUAACAAAAACAUCUCAAGCUCUGGCUUCACUACAAAAGGAAGCAUCAGACCUCCGCAAUGUCGCAAACUUGCUUAAGGCUGAAAAUAGCGACUUGAAAGUAAAGUGGGAGACAGAGAAGCUGAUCUUUGAGAACUCGAAGAGUGAAGCGGAGAAGAAAUAUAAUGAACUUAACGAACAGAAUGUGAUCCUUCAUAGUAGACUUGAGGCCUUGCAUAUUAAGUUCUCAGAGAGGGAACGUGGUUUGGCUGGAAACUCGUCCAGUAAUGUUGACCAAGAUUUUUCUGGCGAUGCUGGGUUGCAAAAUGUGGUGAAAUAUCUGCGACGAUCAAAGGAAAUUGCAGAGACAGAGAUAUCUCUGCUAAAACAGGAGAAGUUUCGGCUGCAAUCACAGCUUGAAAGUGCUAUCAAGUCAGCAGAGAUGUCCCAGGCGACACUACGAGCUGAGCGAGCAAAUUCACGAGCAUUGUUAUACACUGAUGAAGAGUUCAAGUCACUUCAACUUCAGGUCAGAGAAAUGAACCUUCUUCGUGAAAGUAAUGCUCAACUUAGGGAGGAGAACAAGCUUAACUUUGAUGAAUGCCAGAAGCUACGUGAAACUAUUCAAAAAGCAAGGACUGAAGUUGAGAAUUUAGAGAAAAUACUUGCAGUGAGAGAAGAUGAUGUGGCAGCUUUAAAAAAAGACAAGGAUAUACUAAAGAUGGAGAAGGAGCAUCUCGAGAGGAGGGUUGAUGAGCUGCUUGAGAGAUGUCACAAUAUCAGUGUAGAGGAAUAUGAUCGCAUGAGAGAAGAUGUUCAGCAGAUGCAGCUAAAUUUGAAAGAGAAGGAUUCUCAGUUACAAGAAAUCAAGAGAUCCAUGUCCGAUAAGGAAGAACGGAUAUCCCACUUGGAGCAAGAAUUGGAAAGAAGCAGAGCAGAAAUAGGUGAAAGGGAGAGGCGAGUUGCUGAACUCCUAAAAGUUGAGGCUUCUUUGAAAUCUGAUGCUGAGAAGUACAGGAAAAUGUUGAUCCCGUUCAAGAGGAAGUCCGAGAGCUUAUCCAAGGAAAAGGAGAGCUUAUCCAAGGAAAAGGAUGAAUUGACCAAAGAGAAUCAAGCUUUGUCCAAACAGCUAGAGGACUCGAAGCAAGCUUAUGUGAUAGGGAAGAGAGCUACAGCUGAUGCUCCUGGUGAACAGACCAUGAGAGAGAAGGAAAAAGAGAAGGACACCAGGAUCCAGAUGCUUGAGAAAAUGGUGGAUAAGAUGAGAGAGACUGCAAAGAAGCAGUCGGAUGAGUAUAAGCUGGAAAAAAGCCAGCGCAUAAAAACCCAAAACACGAUUAAAGAUCUUUACGGUCCUAUCAAUCAGGAAAAGAAAAAGCUGGAAGAAGAGUUGACAAAACAUAAGCAUGCUUUGAAAAUUGUUGCUGAUGAAGUUCAGUCACUGAAGCAAGGUGGUAGUCAGUCAGAGGGGACAUCUGCUGUUCAGGUGUUUUCUGGAAACAUAUUGGAUGAGAUGGCUACUGCUUAUUUACAAUCAGUUGAGAACUUUGAGCAGGUUGCUCAGCCAAUUAUUAGCGAAGUUGAACAUCCUGCUCCUGCUGAUUCAUCUGUAGCUGCAGACACCUUGGGUUCAGGAUCUUCAUCAGGACAGCAGGUCCCUCUACCAGCUUCAGGUAUAACAUCUCAAGUACCUCCUUUGUCAGGCAUCCCUCUAGCAAAGACUGUGGAAGAAAGAGAGAGGAGGGUUAAUCUUACGAAACAAUUUGCAGCGGAGACUCGCAAAGCCGGGAGGAAGUUGGUCCGACCUCGAAUUGUGAAACCUGAAGAACCGCCUGCUGAUAUUGAGAUGUCUGAAGUAGAGGAACCGAACAAUGGAGGGAAACCUCUCUCUUCUCAAAAUAUUGAAAAUCAGGGUAAUCCUACUUUGUCAUCCCAACCUGCUACUCGGAAACGCUUAUCUACUUCGGAUUUGCAAGAAGAGGCAGUUGUUGCACAUAACAGUAACACAGAGCUACCUCUACAAAAGAGGUCUAAAGGUUCAGAUUUCUCCACUGAGGGCAUCGAAUCACAGUCUUCUCUGAAUGUUGAAAUUCCUAAAGUGCCAUCUAUUGAAGCUUCUGUUGAUGCCACUGCUUUACCCCAUGGUUCGAAAGAGGAAGCUAGUGCUGGUGGGAAGGACGAAAGUGAGCUCGUUGCCGAGCAGGCUGAGCUCUCUAAACCUGAUGGUCAGAAUGAAGUCGAAUUGCAGAAUGAGAUUACUAUGGGCGAAGAGGUUUCGGCAGGACCCAGUGACAUGGCUGGACAAGAUAAUCUGUUUACGGAGGUUGAGGAGGAACAACUAGCAGAAUCUGGAAGUGAUCGGGAAGAGGGUGAACUGGGUGCUGAUGCUGGGGAACUUGAAGGUGAUGGAAGCCCAGAAACAGAAGGACAAGAUGAGGAGGUGGAAGCUCCAGUAGAUUCACCUGAUGAAACGGUUGUUCCCACUAAUGACGACACUGAAGCAAUAAGUUCUCAAGUUGGUGAAGAUAUCAAGAAUGAAGAAGGUGAGAUAAUGGAAGAGGCUGUUGAAUCAUUAGAUAGAUCAGUUGGGGUUACUGAUCUGGUAACUGCGGAAGUUGAACAAAUUCCUACGACUCUAGAGACAGGUGGAAAAACAUCUAGUACUGUCAUAACUGGUGUCACAGACCAUGGCAGCAUUGCUGCACCGGCACAUGAUGAAGGUAAUCAGGCAUCGCCGUCUCGUAAUAGGUCACCUUCGGUCGAGCAGGUGUCCCCUGCUAACAGGAGCUCAACUACUAUUCAUUUAUCUACAAGAGCAAGGGAAAUGUCUGCGUUAAGGCAGCGUCCACAACCUGGUGGGGGUUCUACAUCGGUAGCUAGAGGGCGAGGAAGAGUACAGAGAGGACGUGUUUCUCGUAGUUUCCGUGGUCGUGGACCAUCAGGCCAACAAGGCUAAUAUGAGCUGCUUCAGUAAAUGACCACAUGAAUUUUGUUUUAGCCGACAGUCCUUUCUCAGUAGACCGGGAAUAUUGUGGCUUUCCUUUUGGAACAAAUCGUCAUUCACAAACAAGAAACUGGAAAAUAUAUAUGGUUGUUGAAGUCGCAGGUUUUUGUUGUGCAAAGUAGCUAGAAAUAUAUUCCGUGGCUAUUAAAUGAUGUCAACCCUUCAUUAUGUUCAGAAACGUACAUAGUAUCAAAAAAUUAAAACAGUAAUUUAUUAAAUCAGUUGUUCCGACC
Daucus carota subsp. sativus is the source of this 6670-nucleotide messenger RNA. Its product is annotated as nuclear-pore anchor. Bases 153 to 6389 code for a protein of 2078 amino acids. NCBI's taxonomy places the organism in Eukaryota, Viridiplantae, Streptophyta, Magnoliopsida, Apiales, Apiaceae. The record is from RefSeq and is a predicted model, not a curated record. Gene Ontology annotation, biological process: protein import into nucleus; mRNA export from nucleus. The transcript is spliced from 48 exons. Gene Ontology annotation, cellular component: nuclear pore. Gene Ontology annotation, molecular function: structural constituent of nuclear pore.